AUGUACAACAACAAUUUUUCAGGACAUAUUCCCGACACUUUAAGAAAUUGUCAUUUUUUGACAUUUUUGGAUCUAGGGUCGAAUCAAUUAACGGGGUCAAUACAAUCUUGGAUUGGUACUGAAAUGAUGAUCCUAGAGACACUCAUAUUGAGUAGGAAUUCCUUUGAUGAAAGUAUCCCAACAACGUUAUGCCAACUCAAGUCUUUACGGUUAUUAGACCUUUCAGAGAAUCAAUUGAAGGGGGAGAUUCCAAGAUGUGUAUUUCCUGCAAUGGCUACGGAUGAAAGUGUAAAUGAGAAAUCCUAUAUGAUUUUUCAUACAAUUAAGGAAAGUCUUUCUAUAUAUCUAAAUAGAAAAUAUCCAUUUCGUGUUCGACUUAAAAGAUAUGAUGUGUCUAUUCAGAGUUCAUUUGUAAUUGAAUAUUUAAGAAUGAUUGACUUGUCGUCAAAUUCUUUAACACAAGGCAUUCCUGUUGAAAUUACAAAGCUAGUUCAUUUGCAUUCGUUAAAUUUGUCGGGGAACCAGUUGGUGGGUUCUAUUCCUUCCAAUAUUGGUGAAUUGGAAAACUUGGAAGUAUUGGAUUUAUCGAGGAAUCAAUUAUCAUGUGGCCUUCCCACUACCAUGGUUAAUAUGGUUUCCCUAGAAGUUUUGGACUUAUCAUACAACACUCUGUCUGGGAAACUUCUACCAUGGGAGGAACAGUUUGCGACAUUCGGCAAUGAAUCCUACGUGGGUAAUCCACUCCUUUGUGGCUAUCCACUCGCACAAAAAUGUCAGGAAAACAGAAACAGCUCGUUGGAGGACACACAUUGCAGGCACAAAGAAGAGAAUGGAAAUGAUAGCAACCAUGAAGACACCAGAAAGGGCUUGAGUAUCAAUCCAUUCUACAUAACCAUGAUUGCAGGAUUUUUCACUGGAUUUUGGGGCUCCAUAUUACUCUUUGCAUCAUGGAGACAUGCAUAUUUCCGUUUUCUAAACAACAUGGAAGAUCGGAUAUAUGUCACUGUAAUUGUCACGUAUAAUAAAUUGCAGAGGAAGUUUCGCACUCAACUACCUCCCCAGUAA
Molecule: messenger RNA, 1065 nt
Organism: Vicia villosa (hairy vetch)
Lineage: Eukaryota; Viridiplantae; Streptophyta; Magnoliopsida; Fabales; Fabaceae
Product: receptor-like protein EIX2
Exons: 1
Coding region: 1-1065 (354 amino acids)
Molecular function (GO): protein binding
Source: RefSeq, a predicted model, not a curated record